UCCUUUCCCUUUUUCAGCUGGCGGCCGAAGCGGCACGAUGAAAAAGGAGGGUGGUCCUGCCACUCCCGGGCGGCCGCGGGCGGUGUUCCUGGGCUGCCCCGCCCCUCUCUUCCGAGGGCUGGAGCUGGGAGGCCCAAGAUGAUUCACACAACGCCUUCUCCCUGCCAUCCGCCUGAGACCUGAGUCACACGGUUGCUGGGCAAGGAGGCAGCCUUUGUUUCUGGGGAGAUGCUGCCAAAGGACCCUAGAUGCCUCUCUAGAGCAUGAGCUCAGGCAAAAGUGCCUGGUACAACCGCUUCUCUGGUGGACCUUCCAAUCUUCCUACCCCAGACAUCACCACCGGGUUCUCUUUCCAGACCAGAAUGGAAACGACCUUUGGGCCCGCCUUUUCGGCUGUCACCACGAUCACCAAAGCCGACGGGACCAGCACAUACAAGCAGCACCGCAGGACACCCUCCUCUUCCAGCACCCUUGCCUACUCCCCUCGGGACGAGGAGGACAGCAUGCCCCCCAUCAGCACCCCACGCCGCUCUGACUCGGCCAUCUCCGUCCGCUCCCUGCACUCCGAGUCCAGCAUGUCCCUGCGCUCCACGUUCUCGCUGCCCGAGGAGGAGGAGGAGCCGGAGCCACUGGUGUUUGCGGAGCAGCUCUCGGUGAAGCUGUGCUGCCAGCUCUGCUGCAGUGUGUUCAAGGACCCUGUGAUCACCACGUGUGGGCAUACAUUCUGUCGAAGAUGCGCCUUAAAGUCAGAGAAGUGCCCCGUGGACAACGCCAAGCUGACAGUGGUGGUGAACAACAUCGCCGUGGCCGAGCAGAUCGGGGAGCUGUCCAUCCACUGCAGGCACGGCUGUCGGGCAGCAGGGGUUGGGAAGCCCACUGUCUUUGAGGUGGACCCCCGAGGGUGCCCCUUCACCAUUAAGCUCAGUGCCCGGAAGGACCACGAGAGCAGCUGCGACUAUAGGCCUGUGCGGUGCCCCAACAACCCGAACUGCCCACCCCUUCUCAAGAUGAACCUGGAGGCUCAUCUCAAGGAGUGCGAGCACAUCAAAUGUCCCCACUCCAAGUACGGGUGCACAUUCAUUGGGAACCAGGACACGUAUGAGACGCACCUGGAGACCUGCCGCUUUGAGGGCCUGAAGGAGUUUCUGCAGCAGACAGACGACCGCUUCCAUGAGAUGCAUGUGGCAUUGGCCCAGAAGGACCAGGAGAUUGCCUUUCUACGCUCCAUGCUAGGCAAGCUCUCAGAGAAGAUUGACCAGCUGGAGAAGAGCCUGGAGCUCAAGUUUGAUGUCCUGGAUGAAAACCAGAGCAAGCUGAGCGAGGACCUAAUGGAGUUCCGCAGGGAUGCAUCCAUGUUGAACGAUGAACUGUCCCAUAUCAAUGCACGGCUGAACAUGGGCAUUCUAGGAUCCUAUGACCCACAGCAGAUCUUCAAGUGCAAAGGAACCUUUGUGGGCCACCAGGGCCCCGUCUGGUGUCUCUGUGUCUACUCCAUGGGGGACCUGCUCUUCAGUGGCUCCUCUGACAAGACCAUUAAGGUGUGGGACACAUGUACCACCUACAAGUGCCAGAAGACGCUGGAGGGCCAUGAUGGCAUUGUGCUGGCUCUGUGCAUCCAGGGGUGCAAGCUCUACAGCGGCUCAGCAGACUGCACCAUCAUUGUGUGGGAUAUCCAGAACCUGCAGAAAGUGAACACAAUCCGGGCCCACGACAACCCCGUGUGCACGCUGGUCUCCUCGCACAACAUGCUCUUCAGCGGCUCUCUGAAGGCCAUCAAGGUCUGGGACAUUGUAGGCACUGAACUGAAGCUAAAGAAGGAGCUAACGGGCCUCAACCACUGGGUGCGGGCCCUUGUGGCUGCCCAGAGCUACCUGUACAGUGGCUCCUACCAGACAAUCAAGAUCUGGGACAUCCGGACCCUCGACUGCAUCCAUGUCCUGCAGACGUCUGGUGGCAGUGUAUACUCUAUCGCCGUGACAAAUCACCACAUUGUUUGUGGCACCUACGAGAACCUCAUCCACGUGUGGGACAUUGAGUCCAAGGAGCAGGUGCGAACCCUGACAGGCCACGUCGGCACUGUGUAUGCCUUGGCGGUCAUCUCGACACCGGACCAGACCAAAGUCUUCAGCGCAUCCUAUGAUCGGUCUCUCAGGGUCUGGAGCAUGGACAACAUGAUAUGCACGCAGACCCUGCUGCGGCACCAGGGCAGCGUAACUGCGCUGGCUGUGUCCCGGGGCCGGCUCUUCUCGGGGGCUGUGGACAGCACUGUGAAGGUUUGGACUUGCUGACAGUACAGGCGAGCUCUUGGCUUCUUCUGGGCCCACCCUAGGCCUAUCCAUACCAGGCUGGCCACAUGGGUGGUGUCAGGGUCUCUGCCUGCCCAUUUGGGGGUA
Molecule: messenger RNA, 2393 nt
Organism: Artibeus jamaicensis (Jamaican fruit-eating bat)
Lineage: Eukaryota; Metazoa; Chordata; Mammalia; Chiroptera; Phyllostomidae
Gene: TRAF7
Product: TNF receptor associated factor 7
Exons: 22
Coding region: 264-2288 (674 amino acids)
Biological process (GO): Notch signaling pathway; ribosomal large subunit assembly
Cellular component (GO): nucleolus
Molecular function (GO): protein binding; zinc ion binding
Source: RefSeq, a predicted model, not a curated record